AUGACGUUCCUUUCCAAAACAGGCGAUGAGAAGGAUGUCACACUGAGCAUUCCAGAAAUACCUGAAGACGACCCAAUAUUCACUGAGUUCGAGAUACCCGAAGACCUCAAAGCUACUCUGAAUGCAAGUGAUGUUGAGUUCUUGAAUAUUAAAGUAGAGACUCAACCCUUUUACAAAUGGUUCUCUCCAACAGACACUCCUGCCGAGAAGAGACUCAUUAUCAAGCUUGAUCUUUUGAUUCUGGUGUACCUCUUCCUUUCCUCAUUCGUGAAGACCUUGGACUCAAGUGCAGUUACUUAUGCUUAUGUUUCCGGUAUGAAAGAAGACCUUAAGAUGUUCGGAAAUGAACUCACUUAUCAAAGUUCGUGCUAUAUGGCUGGCUUUAUUGUCGGUCAAAUUCCAUUGACCAUGUUGGCUACUGUGUUGCCUCUUAACUAUUACCUUCCUGCCAUGGAUAUUGUAUGGGCUGUUUUCACGCUCUUCAUCUUCAAGAUCACAAACUAUCACCAGUUGUACGCCUUGCGUUUCUGCAUUGGAUUGCUGAGUUCGUUCUUCUUCCCCACAGUUCAAUACAUUCUGGGCUCAUGGUAUAAGAGCUCCGAGCUAACCAUUCGCUCUGCCAUCUACUUCGUCGCCUCGCAGGUUGGAAGCAUGGUCUGCGGCUAUAUCCAGACCGGUGCUUAUGACCAUCUCGACGGUAAAGCCAACCUCAAAGGCUGGCAAUGGCUUUACGUCCUGGCUUUCAUCAUCACCGUCCCGAUUUCUGCAUAUGGUGUAUUCACGAUACCAGGCUUGCCCGAGAAACUGAAUAUGAAAGUGUUCCUGAAAGAGGACGAGGUCAAACUUGCAAGAUUGAGAAUGAUUAGGGAGAAGAGAAAGUCCAACGAUAAACUCACUUUCCCAGUCGUUUUGCAAGCCUUAAAACAAUGGAGAUUCUGGAUGCUGGUUGUAUUUGCGAUCUUCUUCUCCCAGGCAGACGGUAUUAGUUCCUAUAGCGGAUUAUCUCUUUGGUUGAAGGCUUCCAACUACUCAGUUUACCAGAUCAACACCAUCACUACUGUCAUUCCAGCUGUCACAAUUUUCUUCUCUCUUUUGAAUGGAGUUCUGGCCGACUCAUGGAAAGACAGUGAUCCAUACAUUAUUGCUUAUGUCGCAGUAUUGAACAUGCUGGCUGGUAUUCUAUUAGUGAUCUGGCAUAUCGGAAAGGGUGGAAUCAUGUUUGCCUUCUUCUUAUCAGGAACUGCUGAUAGUAUUGCUGCCGUGCUCUAUUCUUGGGCAAACAAGAUCUGUUCUGGUAACUCUCAGGAGCGUGCUUUGACAUUAUCCACUAUGAACACAUUGGGAAACACAUUUGCAGUCUGGGUUCCUCUUUUCGUUUGGAAGACUGUAGAUGCACCUCAGUAUAAGAAGGGUUAUGGCUACAAUAUUGCACUGGAUGCUAUGAUGUUAAUCCUUUUGAUUCCACUGACCUAUCUUUAUAGGAGACAGAAUAGAGCCAGUGUGAAGGAAAGGGAGGACAUUUGA
Kuraishia capsulata CBS 1993 is the source of this 1524-nucleotide messenger RNA. RefSeq lists its product as uncharacterized. The coding region runs from base 1 to 1524 and encodes 507 amino acids. Gene Ontology annotation, biological process: transmembrane transport. The transcript has a single exon. NCBI's taxonomy places the organism in Eukaryota, Fungi, Ascomycota, Pichiomycetes, Pichiales, Pichiaceae. Gene Ontology annotation, cellular component: membrane. The record is from RefSeq and is a predicted model, not a curated record. Gene Ontology annotation, molecular function: transmembrane transporter activity.